This is a messenger RNA of Carcharodon carcharias (great white shark), 516 nucleotides long. RefSeq names its product histone H2B-like. Lineage: Eukaryota; Metazoa; Chordata; Chondrichthyes; Lamniformes; Lamnidae. The coding region runs from base 1 to 516 and encodes 171 amino acids. The transcript is spliced from 2 exons. Gene Ontology annotation, cellular component: nucleosome. The record is from RefSeq and is a predicted model, not a curated record. Gene Ontology annotation, molecular function: DNA binding; structural constituent of chromatin; protein heterodimerization activity.
AUGAACUUUAACCGAUCUAUACUCCUGCCAUAUGACCUAUUCACAAAGGUUGACCAGAAAUGUAUCCGCCCCGGGGAAUAUGUUGUCCAUUGGACCUUGCAAGUACAGGUGAUUUCAAAGGGACGGAGAAUAAAUGCAAAUAGGAAUCCGGAAAGGGAAGGGGGCUCCCAAAGAGGGAGCCUAAAAGUCACUCAAAAGGCCCUGGCCAAGGGCGCUAAACACUGGGGGAGGGUGAGGAAGGAGACUUACACCAUCUCCAUCUGCAAAGUGAAGAAGCAGGUCCACCCAAACACCAGCAUCUCUUCCAAGGCUGUAAGCAUCAUGAACUCGUUCGUCAAUGACAUCUUCGAGCGCAUCGCCGGCGAGGCUUCCCGCCUGGCCCACUACAACAAGCGGCAGACCAUCAGCUCCCCGGAGAUCCAGACCACCAUGUGCCUGCUGCUGCCCGGGGAGCUGGCCAAGCACGCCGUGUCGGAGGGCACCAAGGCCGUGACCAAGUACACCAGCUCCAAGUGA